CUGUGGACCUGUCACAGUUUGUUCUCUAUGAUUGUACAGGAGGAUGCAGACUGAGCUGGUACUCCUCCUCCUCCUCCUGUCUCACCUGUCAGGUGUGCUGCUCACCUGUGGACCUGACACAGUUUGUUCUCUAUGAUUGUACAGGAGGAUGCAGACUGAGCUGGUACUCCUCCUCCUCCUGUCUCACCUGUCAGGUGUGCUGCUCACCUGUGGACCUGACACAGUUUGUUCUCUAUGAUUGUACAGGAGGAUGCAGACUGAGCUGGUACUCCUCCUCCUCCUCCUGUCUCACCUGUCAGGUGUGCUGCUCACUCCUGUGGACCUUACCAACCGUACAGACGUGGGGGGUCUGGUGCAGGACCACCACAUUGACCUUGACUGGCUGGGCACACUGCUGAAGGGAUUCGGUCCUGUGCUCGUUCCCCAACCAACACCAGAAUCUGCAAUAGCUGAUGACAGCCAGUCAGACAACAGAGCUGAUGCUGAUGAAGGAGAUGACAGCCAAUCAGAGAGCAGAGCUGAUACUGAUGAUGGAGAUGACAGCCAAUCAGAGAGCAGAGUUGACACUGAUGUUGGAGGGGUACCCAAAGAGGAGACCCUCAACAGGAAACGUCUCUCUGUUGACUCAGACUUCCUGAAGGCUUUACUGUCCAGUGAUGAUGAAGGCACUGCAGACCAGGGUGGGGGCUCUGGUCCACUGAACAAUGGUGUCAAGAUCAGUUUAGAGGAAGACUCAAGCGCUGGCGCCACAGAAAACUAUGCUGCUGAAAUUGAGGGGCUGGUUGCACCCAGCCUGACUGUAUCCUAUGGGAGCGGUGGAGAAAAUCUCACACAAGGAAGACUUCAAAAUUCUACUACUGAAAAUGUAGAAGGAGGAGCCACAGAGAGCUCUGGUGGAAAAAUUCAGGAGUCAGUUACAGCCACUCCCAAACAGAAUGAAGAUGCUGCAAAUGCCAAUGACGAAGACAAUGCAGGUAGAAAUGCUGAAGGAAACUCUGCCAAUGACAAUGCAGCAGAAGACACUGAAAGUGACAAUGCUAUAGACGAAAGUGCUGAGGAGGUGCUAGGGACAGACAACCCAAUCAUACCCAGCUGGUACAACAGUCAGGAGUAUGACAAUGACCUUUACCCUUACACGGGGUGGGAGGACCCCUGGGAGAGCUGGGGCUGGCCGGUGUUGCCCACCGAGGCGCCCGACACAACGCCGGAGCAAAUCCACAUCUCCUGGGGCAACGCCUCCAGCCAGAUGGUGGUCAUGUGGUCCACAAAGUCUCAUGGGACAGGAAGGGUGCAGUAUGGGAUAGCUCCGGGGAACUACAGCCAGGAGGUCGCUGCAGUCUACAACAACUUCUGGUAUGGGAACAACGAGGGACUGCAACACAUCUACAGGGCAGUUCUCACGGGUCUGCUCCCAGGCAGGUCCUACUCCUACAAGGUGCUGUGUGAUGAAGAUGUGAGCCCGGGUUUCCUGUUCACCGCCAAGAGGGACGAUCUGGACUGGUCACCGGAGCUGCUCGUGUACGGAGACAUGGGGCGCGUGGGCGGGGCGCCGAGUCUGGCCCGGCUGAAGCACGAGGCGGAGACGGGAAAGUACGCGGCUGUGCUGCACGUGGGGGACUUCGCAUACGACCUGCACACGGAGGGGGGAAAGUACGGUGAUGACUUCAUGAACCGGAUCCAGGACAUUGCCACCAAGCUGCCCUACAUGACCUGUCCAGGAAACCAUGAGAUCGAGUUUGACUUCAACCCUUACCUGACCCGGUUCUCCAUGCCCCAGUCCCCCUGGCCCGGGACCAUGGAUAAGAUGUGGUACAGUUUCAACCUGGGGAGGGCCCACUUCAUCAGUUACUCCUCAGAAGUGUACUUCACCGACAGCCCUGCAGAGGAGCAGUACAAAUGGCUGCUGCAGGACCUGACCGAGGCUAACAGCGCCGAGAAUCGAACCCUGCACCCCUGGAUCAUCGCCUUCGGGCACAGGCCCAUGUACUGCUCUAAUGUGGACGGGGACGACUGUACCACUGCAAAAAGUAGAGUCAGAGCAGGUCUGGAGGACCUGUUCUACCAGCAGGGUGUUGACCUCAUCAUCGAGGCCCACGAGCACAGCUACGAGCGGCUGUGGCCAGUCUAUAACUCCACCCUGGUGGGCACGCACUACCGCGACCCGCGCGCGCCAGUACACAUCAUCAGCGGGGCCGCCGGGUGCAACGAGUUCGACGGGGUCUGCGUAAACCCCAUGAUGGGCCCCAAAGGCCCGUGGUCAGCGUACCGAGCGUGGGUUCCCGGGCUGUACGGGUACGGACGCCUCCGCGUGCAGAACUCGACCCACGUGCACUGGGAGCAGGUGCUCGCCGUCAACGGGCAGGUCAUCGACUCCGCCCAGGUCAUUCAGCACCGCCACGGCCCGUUCGGGGAGGAAUGAGCCAGAAUGGUAGCCUGGGUACCAUCCGAAAAGUAGUUCCGUAUAUACUAUAUACAGUUGCUUCUAGCUCUGACAUUCAUUAUGCACUAUGUGUAUAUCGCUUCUCUGCUGUUCUGUCUGGGAUCCCUGACCUUCUUAAUGUCUGGAAUUGUCAAAAUUUUGGAGGCAGUCGCCGAUCGGUCCCUACACAUGAGCGAAUUGUGGAAUGGGUUCAAGCGAUCGCUCCAACACCGGACAAGCCCUCCGUCCGCUUGCGGAGAGCCUGUUGUCAUCAAACGAGCGCUCUAGAACCUAAUCCUUGAUUCGCUUAUCAACUGGCAUCACCACCAAACGGUUUGAAUGUGCAGAUCUCCAGGCGGAUAGCAGAAGUGAACAUAGGAGUGAACUACUAUCUGGAUAGGUACCCUGAGGCUACCAGAAUGGAGCAUUUGGCAGAAACUGGAACAAAAAUUCCAGACAAAUGAUACAUGUCGGAGCUGAGACAAGUUAUGAAAAAGGACCAACUGGUCAGAUUAUUUAUAAAAAAAAGGUAGAAUCAGAAACUCAGAAUUGUGCCUUGGAGCCUGAUCUUGCCCUCUGAUACUCAGAUUUGUCAUUUGUUAAGUGGAGAAGCAAAUAAGGAGAGAAUGUACAGAGAGCUACAUAGCAGAGCCU
Branchiostoma floridae (Florida lancelet) is the source of this 3073-nucleotide messenger RNA. Its product is annotated as acid phosphatase type 7-like. The record is from RefSeq and is a predicted model, not a curated record. The transcript is spliced from 11 exons. Lineage: Eukaryota; Metazoa; Chordata; Leptocardii; Amphioxiformes; Branchiostomatidae. The coding region runs from base 251 to 2419 and encodes 722 amino acids. Gene Ontology annotation, molecular function: acid phosphatase activity; metal ion binding.